AUGGCGGCGAAGUUGCCGUUGCCGAAGAAGAUAUUGGCACACUCUCACUGGACAUUGGAAAAACAUAAGAUGUCAAAAAGUCGUGGGAACGUGGUUUGCCCGUUUACAUUAAUGAAUCGUUACGGUGUGGAUGCCGUCAGGUACUAUUUGAUGAGAGAUGGCGGCAUUGUCGAUGAUGGAGCUUAUUCGGAACAUAUAAUUGAUGGAAGAUAUCGAAAAGAUUUAGCAGGCCAACUUGGAAACUUAAUUUCGCGAAGUACCUCUCAUUCAUUAAAUCCAUCGUCACUGAUACCUACGUCCCCACUGAUUGUCAACGGCAUAAAAGAAAAAGAUGCUAGUUUAGUAGAAAUGUUGGAAAAGUUACCAGAUCUUGUGAAUCAACACUUUGAAAAAUUUGAAUUCGGCAAGGGUCUAGGAUUAAUAUUUGAUGCUAUCGCAGAGGCCAACAAACUUUUCACGGAAUAUGAACCUUGGAAGCUAGUCUCUAAAGUGGGUGCGAGCUCUCCAGAAGACAAAGAUCUCCUCAACCGAUCAUUGUUCUUCUCGGCCGAGACUUCUCGCAUGGCCGGAAUAUUACUGCAACCUGUAAUGCCUACAAAGAUGUCCGAACUAUUGGAUGGUCUUGGUGUUGGAAAAGAUGAGAGGAAAUGGAGUGAUGCUAAAUUGGGCAAUGGUUGGCCAAUUGUGAGAAAUGGAGGGACCAUGAAGUUUAAUGUUAAGGGUUUACUAUUUCCGAAAUUGAAGGAUUGA
Messenger RNA from Acaulospora colombiana, 750 nucleotides. The record is from the annotation of a GenBank genome assembly. Lineage: Eukaryota; Fungi; Glomeromycota; Glomeromycetes; Diversisporales; Acaulosporaceae.